AUGCAGGCCGGUGGAGCACGUGGACCCUCACCGUCUACAUGGGAGCCCGGCGGGGAAACGGGGCGCACGCGAGGCAAGCGCCCCCCGCCCCCCCAGUCCCCCAGUCCCCCGCCUCCCGGCCGCAGGCUGCACCUCGGCGCGCGGGAGCGGCCGCGAGGGGUCCCCCUCCGGGCGGGGGCGGCGGGGCGCGCGGGCGCGGGGGGCGCGCGGUGGCUCCGCGCGGGGGUGCGCGCGCGCGCCGGCCUCGCCCGCCUCGCCCGCCUCGCCCGCCUCGGCUCCCUCGCCCGCUCCGCCGGCUACGUGCUUUCUUUGUCAAUGAGGCGCCGCUCGGAGCUGCAGCAGCGUGGGCAGCUCGGCCGGCUCCCGCCGCGGCUCCAUGCGGCCCCGGGCCCUGCGCGGGUGAAGCGGCGGCUCCGCGGAGCCCGCCCGGGCGCGGCAGGACGAGCGAGCCGGUCCCGGGGCCUCGGCCGGAGAUGCCCGGUGCGGACCGGGGCGCCGGAGGCCGGGCUCCCGGGCGCGCUGCGGAGCGGGGCGGCGGCCUGGAUGUCGGCGGGCGGCGCGGGCGUGAGGGGCUCGGGGCGGCCGCUGCUGGGGCUCCUGCUGCUGGCGGCGCUCGCCGGGCGCUGCCUGGCCGACCCGGGAACAGACAACCUCCAGAUAACAGCCAGCCCGACCCCGGCGUCAUCUCCUCAUGGGAAGGUGUUCCCGAUUUCACCAACAUGGCCUUUCUCAGAAGUCCAGUCUUCCUCAGCAGUGGCCAGAGUCCAGAGUGUGCUGGGACCGUCCCCUGACAACACCAGCGCGCUGCAGUUCCCCCGAACACCUCCGCCCAAGACGCACCGCAGAGCUAGGGCUCACGGGGACUUCUCUGCUUCCCCUUUCCAAGGAAGUGGCCACAGUGCCCCUCUGGAGCCUUCCAAGGAUUCCAGCGAGUCUGUGGUCCACCCGAGACCUCAAGGGGGAAAAGACGCAGCCUCCGAGUCAGGUUUGCCUCACAUCAGCAUGCUCCCCACCUUGUCCUCGACCCCAUCUCAGCCAGUGUGGGUAGGGACUCCUUCCAUUUCAGCCCGGCAUUCCCCAAGAUCAGACAUUCUCCCGUUUCUCCCUCCACGUUCAUCCUCUUCAUUGGCUCCUGACUCACCUCAUUCCAUCAUCUUUUCUAAACCAGCCGAACAACCCACCCAAGUGCCCGUAUUCGCACACACAGCUCCAGCCAGCUCCUCUUCAGGUCAGGGUGUAGCUAAUUCCCCAAACCCGUUUGCUGGGGGCAUAAACCAGGCUCUGGCCAAAAAUGCCCAGGAUUUGAUAGGCACCCCUCAUCUCGGUUUUUCUGGACCCUCAACAGUGCAGCAGCCCAAGCUGCCCCCCACUGAGGGUCCUCACUCAGCAGGCUCCCCCACACCCGAGUUUCUGGGCUCUGCCCACAUGCCUCCCACUCCCCUGGCACCUGGAAGUCUUCCUCGGCUUCCAGAUGGAACUCCCUCACGGUUGGUGCUGGAAGUGUCUUCAAGGCCUACACCUCCCUGGCCAGUGGAAGCUGGGGUGGCUGAGGGAGCGCACAGUGGGGUGUCUUUGGCGGCAUCUGAGAGUGAAGCAGCAGCAGCAGCAGCAGCAGCAGCAGCAGCAGCAGCUGUGACCCAAGAGGCCGUGUCUUCACUUUUCCAGACUGCAGGAUCAGUGGCUGUGGAAACGACCAGCAGAAAGAUAGCCCCUGCUACUGCAAACGACCCCGCUCACCCACUACAUUUGUCAGCAGCUCCAGAGAAUUCCAAAGGGCCCCUCCUUUUGGGGGAUCACAGGUCUCCCUUGUUGGUGCCUUCUCCUCUGCCUCUCCCCACAGCCGCCAGCGGAGGGCAAGCCCUCCUUUCCGGGGCAUCAGUCAGCACAGCGGCCAACUUUCCCUUGGCGCCCACUUUCCUCCAGCCAGUGCAGAAUCCUGCCUCCCCCUCCACUGUGCCCCAGAGGCCAGCUCCCCAAGAUGAGGGCAGCGAGCGAUCCCCUCCUGCGGCAGCUACAGACUUGCCCCGCUCAAGCAAAUCUCCCAAUCUUCUUCCUAUGACUCGGGCACUUUCCCUGCGGGAAGGAGAUAGCGUGACAGCUGUUUUAGAGAAAAACGAAAAGGCAAAUUGGACAGCUGCUCUCCAGCCCCUUCCAAGUAGAGAGUUUCCAAGUCCUCACACUGUGAAUGGAUUCACCUCUGAUUCUAGCACAGAUCACAUUCCAUCUUUUUUCACUGCAACGGCGAGAACAAGCCUCCUUCCUUCAGAAUUAGCUCUCCCUUCCAUGCUCUCCAUGCAAAGCACCCAGACUAUGUCCCCAUCCCCUAGUGUGUCCAGCAUCAAGCCAGAGACCCAUGCAUCUGUAGUAGAUCACUCCGAGUUGCCAGCUUCAACUUCCCAACAGGUGAUAGCAUUUCCCUCCUCCACUGAAGUCUAUGAUUUCUCCGCAGUGAGACAUGUGAAAAUGCCAGCAACCACAGAUGUUUUCUGGAGUUCUCUUUCCACAGAAACUGGAUCGCUCUACACAGAGCCAGUGAUAUCUGGCUUGCCGCAGCAAACAAAUUAUGAUUUAAAUGGGCACGCCAUUAACUCCACCAGUUGGGAAACUCAUUCAGCUUCAACUACUCCUCCCAGUGGUUCAACAUCAGCUGCCAGUACAAUAAACUCUUCAGAUCUCAGAGCUACUGCUGGGCAUUCAGUGACUGCAGGAGGCUUUACCAUCCAGCAUCCAGUCCUUGGUACAAGCACCAGCCAGCCCAUUCAACAGUCAGAGGUUACCAUGGUUGGAAACCACACAGCCCUCGUGUCCAUAACCAAUAAUUAUUCCAGAGACUUCCAAGCAGCGGAGGUUGAAGAGUACGCACCCACUAGCCAACAGGCUACGUCUCAUCCCCGUCCACAGCUGCCUAUGCAUCCAACACGUGCUCUUUUGCCAGCCUCUCCAAGCCUAACUUUUACAGCCAAAUUGCAGCAAGUGCUUUCAGUUGGAAUGGACACGAGUCUCUCAAUUUCCAGUGAUGUCGAUCCGUCUCCUGUGACAAGUGCUUCUCCAGCAUCCCAGAGUGUCUUGAGAUACAACUCUACUGCCGAAUCUCCUCCUCUGUCAACCAGGGUCAUAUUCAGGACCCCAUCCAAAGUUCUGCUGGCUUCUCAGCACCCUGAGAAAUGGACAGGUGCAACCACUCAUGCAGCAGACCCCUCCGUGUCAUCCAAGGUGGAGCCAACAGCAGCAGCGGUGGCCACGUCAUUACUGGGGAAAUCAAGUCCGCUGGCGCUGUCUGCAGCCCUGGUUGCCAAGGGCCCUGGCCCUGGCAGCAGCCCUUCAGCCAUGGCCUCAGGAUCAGUCAAGAGCAGCUGGACCACUGCUCUAGCUAAAAACGUCACAAACAACACAGCACUUGGCCCAAAGACGACGCCAGGGGCAGUGCAUCCGGCCUUCUCAUUCACGCCAACCUACAUGUUUUCAAGAGCGGCACACACCGUGAGCGCUCAUACAGCCAUGCAAGGGAACACAGGCACCGCCUCCGGCCUGUUGUCCACUACACACCUCCCCAGGAAACCACAAGCCAUGCACACGGGCCUCCCGAACCCCACCAACCCAGACACGCCCAGAGCAUCCACCACACGCCCGCUGACUAUCACAGCAGCCUUGACAUCCAUCACAGCACCCGUGAGGGCCACCCGGUUGCCACCUGUGCCAGCGGAAAAUACAGACACUGCCCUUCCCGCUGCGUCGACCGCUGUGGUCACAACCGGCAAAAUGGCAUCCAACCUGGAGUGUCAGAUGUCCAGCAGGCUCCUGGUGAAGACAGUUCUCUUUCUGACCCCAAGGAGAGGGCAGAGCAGUGAAACCUUGAAAUUCAACAUUGCCAAAGGGCUCACGCAGGCAUUACGGAAGGCUUUCCACCAGAACGACAUCUCGGCUCACGUGGACAUUCUGGAACAUUCUCAUAAUGUCACCGUUGGUUAUUAUGCUACCAAAGGGCGGCUGGUGUACUUGCCUGCUGUCGUGGUCGAGAUGCUGGGUGUUUAUGGGAUCAGCAAUGUCACUGCGGAUCUGAAGCAACACACCCCAAACUUACAGUCAGUGGCGGUACUUGCCUCCCCGUGGAAUCCCCAGCCUGCAGGCUGCUUCCAGCUGAGAACAGUGCUACAGUUUGUGAGCCAAUCUGACAACAUCCAGUCCUGCAAGUUCGCUCAGACGAUGGAACAGAGGCUGCAGAAGGCCUUCCAGGAUGUUGAGAAGAAAGUCCUAAAUACCAAAAGCAACCUGACCAUUCAGAUGGUGAGCACAUCCAACGCCUCGCAGACAGUCACCUUGGUGUACGUGGUGGCCAAUCGAAGCUCCUUCCUCAACGGCACGGUCGCCAGCAGCCUCCUCCGCCAGCUCUCGGCCGAGCUGGUCGGGUUCUACCUCACUUACCCGCCGCUCACCAUUGCUGAACCGCUGGAAUAUCCCAACCUUGAUAUAUCAGAAACAACCAGAGACUAUUGGGUAAUUACAGUGCUACAGGGCGUGGACAACUCGCUGGUGGGCCUGCACAAUCAGAGCUUCGCCCGGGUCAUGGAGCAGCGCCUGGCACAGCUGUUCAUGAUGUCUCAGCAGCAAGGCCGGCGGUUUAAACGGGCCACCACCCUGGGGAGCUACACCGUGCAGAUGGUAAAGAUGCAGCGGGUGCCGGGACCCAAGGACCCAGCGGAGCUGACUUACUAUACCCUGUACAAUGGGAAGCCUUUGCUGGGGACUGCAGCUGCCAAGAUCCUGAGCACCAUUGACUCCCAGAGGAUGGCCUUGACUCUGCAUCAUGUGGUCCUUCUGCAAGCUGACCCUGUGGUAAAGAAUCCACCCAACAACCUGUGGAUCAUUGCUGCGGUGCUGGCGCCCAUUGCUGUGGUCACCGUCAUCAUCAUCAUCAUCACUGCUGUGCUCUGCCGGAAGAACAAGAACGACUUCAAGCCAGACACCAUGAUGAACCUGCCUCAGAGAGCAAAGCCCGUGCAAGGCUUUGAUUAUGCCAAGCAGCACCUGGGCCAGCAAGGCGCCGAUGAGGAGGUCGUCCCUGUGACUCAGGAAACGGUGGUCCUCCCGCUUCCCGUCAGAGAUGCUCCUGCCUCUCAGGAAAGAGACAUCACCCAGGAUGGAAGCACCAUCAAGACGGCCAAGUCCACUGAAACCCGAAAGAGCAGGUCGCCCAGUGAGAAUGGCUCUGUCAUCAGCAACGAAUCAGGGAAGCCCAGCUCGGGGAGGCGCUCGCCCCAGAAUGUCAUGGCACAGCAGAAAGUGACAAAGGAGGAGGCACGGAAGAGAAAUGUGCCAGCGAGUGAUGAAGAGGAAGGAGCGGUGCUUUUUGACAACUCUGGCAAGGCGGCUGCCGAUCCCUUUGACACAUCUUCCGGCUCUGUGCAGCUCAUUGCAAUAAAACCCACAGCCCUCCCUGUGGUCCAUCCCACGUCGGACAGGAGCCAGGAGUCAGCAGCCCUCAAUGGCGAGGUAAACAAAGCCCUGAAGCAAAAGUCAGACAUCGAGCACUACCGGAACAAGCUGCGCCUCAAAGCGAAGAGGAAGGGAUAUUACGACUUCCCCCCGGUGGAGACAAGCAAGGCUCAGACCGAAAGAAAAAAGAUGUACGAGAAAACCCAAAAGGAAAUCGAGCACGUUUUGGAUCCAGAUCCAGAACUGUGUGCCCCCUUCGCUGAGUCUAAAAACAGGCAACAGAUGAAGAACUCUGUCUACCGAAGCCGGCAGUCUCUCAACAGCCCGAGUCCGGGGGAAACAGAGAUGGACCUUCUGGUAACCCGAGAGCGACCCCGGCGUGGAAUCCGUAACAGCGGAUAUGACACGGAGCCUGAGAUCAUAGAGGAAACCAACAUUGACAGAGUUAACGAGCCCCGGGGCUACGCCAGGUCGAGGCAGGUGAAAGGCCACUCAGAGACCUCCACGCUGAGCUCCCAGCCCUCCAUCGAUGAGGUCAGGCAGCAGAUGCACAUGCUGCUGGAGGAGGCCUUCAGCCUGGCGUCCGCGGGCCACGCAGGCCAGAGCCGGCACCAGGAAGCCUACGGCUCAGCACAGCACCUGCCCUACUCGGAGGUGGUGACCAGCGCUCCGGGGACCAUGACGCGGCCCAGGGCAGGGGUGCAGUGGGUGCCCACCUAUCGCCCAGAAAUGUACCAGUACAGUCUGCCUCGGCCGGCAUAUAGGUUUUCCCAGCUUCCUGAAAUGGUCAUGGGCUCUCCCCCUCCACCUGUACCUCCCCGGACAGGCCCUGUGGCUGUUGCUUCUCUCAGGCGGUCCACCUCCGACGUGGGCAGCAAGACCAGGAUGGCCGAGUCCGCGGGCCCCGAGCCGGCCCAGCUGCACGACAGCGCCUCCUUCGCGCAGGUGUCCAGAGGCCCGGUGUCUGUGGCGCAGUUGGAUCAGUCGGCUUUAAAUUACUCAGGUAAUACGGUGCCGGCAGUGUUCGCCAUCCCAGCUGCCAACAGACCCGGAUUUACCGGCUACUUCAUCCCGACGCCUCCCUCAUCCUACAGGAGCCAGGCCUGGAUGUCCUAUGCAGGAGAGAAUGAGCUCCCGAGCCAGUGGGCCGAUUCGGUGGCUAACGUGAGCCAUUUUAGAGGAGACGGUGUGGUCAGGCGGGAUGUCUUUUGACAGAGGAACAUGAGACCUGCCUUCCAGUCCAGGUUCCACCUUGACCUUCAUCAAAUAAACGGCUAUUAAAAAACAAACAAAUAAAUGGCUAUUAUAACUAUCAUACUUUAUUUUCUGUGUGC
This is a messenger RNA of Nyctereutes procyonoides (raccoon dog), 6767 nucleotides long. RefSeq names its product KIAA1549 like. The record is from RefSeq and is a predicted model, not a curated record. The coding region runs from base 1 to 6645 and encodes 2214 amino acids. NCBI's taxonomy places the organism in Eukaryota, Metazoa, Chordata, Mammalia, Carnivora, Canidae. The transcript is spliced from 24 exons.